Molecule: messenger RNA, 1776 nt
Organism: Aspergillus chevalieri
Lineage: Eukaryota; Fungi; Ascomycota; Eurotiomycetes; Eurotiales; Aspergillaceae
Product: putative C6 transcription factor
Exons: 2
Coding region: 1-1776 (591 amino acids)
Biological process (GO): positive regulation of transcription from RNA polymerase II promoter by galactose; DNA-templated transcription
Cellular component (GO): nucleus
Molecular function (GO): zinc ion binding; DNA-binding transcription factor activity, RNA polymerase II-specific; RNA polymerase II cis-regulatory region sequence-specific DNA binding
Source: RefSeq, a predicted model, not a curated record
AUGACCGCCAUGCAAGAACAGAUCGCCCUCCUCUCCUCCGCCGUUUACUCCCUAACCAACGCCACCGGCAUCCCCCGCCCCGACACCACCACACAAACCCAACCACAACCCCAAACAUGGACCCGCCGCCUCUCUUCCGCCAAAGAAGCACUUACCUUCCAAGGCCCCACGACCUCAGCGUUUAGCUUCGACCUCGCAAAAUCCAGUCUCCAGCAGCGCGGGAUUGUCGGUGUCGUCGACGGCGACGACGAAGAUGCAGACGGUGAUCUGACACAGGAACCCUCGCCGAUGCCCUCGCCGCCUUCGCCGACACGAGACUCGGUUGAUCCGUUGUGGACGAUUGGGAAGAGUGAGGCGUUGAGGCUUUGUAGGGUUUAUGAAGAGGAGAUGGGGAUUAUGUAUCCUGUUUUGGAGGUGGAGGAGUUGUUGGGGCAGGUAAAUGUUUUGUAUGGCGACGGGGGAUUGGAGGGGGGUGGUUUGGAGGAGGAGGAUGUGCAUGUUUUGAGGAUUGUGCUUGCUUGUGCGCUGGCUGCUGAAGCGAGUGGGGGGAGUGAGUUGGCUGUGAGAUUGUUUGAGAGUGUGCGCGUUGUCGCGGAUGAUUGUGUCUGGGGAGCGCCUGAUAUUAACCGCAUCAUCUUCUUGACAUUGGUGUCAAUUUUCUACUUCCAAAUGGACGAAGAAACCCUCGCCUGGCGCACAAUCGGCAUCGUCGAACGCAUGUGUCUUGAAACCGGCCUCCACCGCCGCGAAACCCUAGACCAGCCCUCCCUCGUCGCCUCUGCAGGCAGCAAAGACCGUCUCUCCCGCCUCUUCUGGUCCGUCUACAUCCUCGAUCUCCGCUGGAGCUUCGGCACGGGAAUGCCCUUCUCCCUCGAAGAAAGCGAUAUCGAUCCCUGGCUGCCGGAGCCCGAGGAAAAGAAUUUCCCGUAUCUGCGGGUUAUGAUCCGGUAUAGUCGCAUUGCAGCGAAGGUGUGGAAGUUAAUCGCGGCCUUUAAUAAUACAGAUGAGAUUAAGAAGGAUGAGAUGAAUUAUUUGGAUUGGCAGGUGCUACGGUGGGCGGAGACGAUGCCGGAAUGUCUGCGGUUGAAUGGGCACCAAGAUGAACCCCGAAGUCUGCGAAGACUGCGCUCGGUGUUGUAUCUUCGUGCAAACCAGCUGCGCAUGCUUAUCCACCGUCCUGUUCUACACACCGCAGCGCAUAUCCGCCGUUAUCCUGCCGAGUCUGCGACGGUGGUUGAUCUGGCUAAAGACACUAUCCGCUUCAUCGCGCGCCUCCACGAGACAUCCGACAUUUACAGCCGACAACAAGUUACUUUCAACUGGUUUUUGGUAUCCGCGCUAGCAGUUCUGUUUCUGGCCGCCGCGCAAGCCCCGGGACAGUUCAAUCGCGGAUGCAAAGAGGAGUUCUAUAUGGCACUGGAGCUGGUGAAGGGGUUCUCGACGCAGUCGUAUAUUUCGCAGCGGCUGUGGAAGUCGAUUAAGAGCUUGCGGAAACUGGGGCCGCAAUUAGGGUUGUCGCAUGAACAUCAGCAGCAGCAGCAACAGCAUCAAGGCGAUAACACAUUGGACGAUGUACCCGCCUCGUCGACAGUGCAUACGACACCACUGGACGGAACACAGAUGACGCAGGAGCUAAUGGAGUGGUUUGAAACGGUGGGUAAUCUGGAUACAUUAAUGGCUAUGGGCAUUCCGGGAACAAACACUGGAGUGGAAGAUGGAUUGGCUAUGCUGGAUUAUGGCGGGGAGCUGUCUAGUGUUAUGAAGGAUUGUUUUUAG